Messenger RNA from Oncorhynchus mykiss (rainbow trout), 3988 nucleotides. RefSeq names its product FYVE, RhoGEF and PH domain containing 1 (gene fgd1). Gene Ontology annotation, cellular component: cytoplasm. NCBI's taxonomy places the organism in Eukaryota, Metazoa, Chordata, Actinopteri, Salmoniformes, Salmonidae. Gene Ontology annotation, biological process: cytoskeleton organization; filopodium assembly. Gene Ontology annotation, molecular function: guanyl-nucleotide exchange factor activity; metal ion binding. The record is from RefSeq and is a predicted model, not a curated record.
AGAGAGAGAGAGAGGGGUGGGGGAGCCACACAGCAGCGCAAUAUCUUAGUUUAUUAUCCGUUGAGAUUUUUUUAUAAUUUUUUUUUUGUACAAUUGCCUUCAUUGAUGGAGUUUCAUGCGCCACAUUUGUAACACUAUAGAUUAGAAAGGCUGUCGUGUCGUUUUACGAGUACCCUUGUCGCCAAGAGGAAAAAUCUUUCGGGUGCUUGAUGGUGCUAAUAGCAUCCCUGCGGUUGCCACUAGUGAGCAGAGGAUGCUGCUGCUGCUGCCUGACGACGCUCUGACGAUCAGGGAGGGCAAUCCCGACUGCCUUACCACACUCUCAACCGUUUAACCUACAUCCUCUAACCUAUAUAUUUUGUGUAGUCUGGCUGUCUGUUCCUCGGCGGCGCACAGAACAGCCAAGGAUUGCUUUAGGAAUAUGAAUACAGCCGUAACUGUGUGGCUCGGUCCCAUCGUCUAGGUUCUUGUUCCGUCGCGAUUGGGGGAAUUCUGUCUCCCGUUCGUUUUCUUUAAUGACUGGAUUUGUGUUUUGCUGCGCGAUGUACAUGGAUAAAACCAGUGUGCUCCGGGGCCCGUCCUCCUCCAGUCCUCGGCUGAUGACGAAGAGCCUAUCCCUGGAGCCUGGUGCUCACGGUGCAUGCCUCGGGGCCCACGACGACGACUCAGACACCCAGACAGAGACCCCUCGCCUAAGCUCAGACCCCGGCCCUCAAACCUCCGGGCCACUGGGUCUGCAACCCCCCGGGGCCCUGCUGCACCCCGCUCGACACAGCUGUAACAGAGGAGACAAUGGGAGUGGAACUCCUCAAGAAGUGCCCUCCACCGCCCUCAAGACACGCCCUCCCUUACCUGGGCCUAAACCACAAGUGCCCCCAAAGCCUCCUCACCUGCAGCAGAGUGCUGGUGCUGCUAGACCACGCCCCCGCGCCCCGGACAAGCCCCUCCCUCUGCCUCCGCCCUGUAGACCUCUGCCUGCAGACCCCAGAGGGGGAGGAGCCAGCCAUCCCCAAACACUCCCCCGCGUUGAGGGAAGCUCUUCCCCCACCGCAUGCGUGCUCUCCCUUAUCGAGAAGUUUGAGAGGGAGAAGAUCAUUGUGGUGCCUGAUAUCACGGGAGGGGGUCUCUGCACCCCCUGGGUCCUCGAGACGGGACCAGGAGGGGACACCUUCUCUCCCCCAGCCUCAGAGCUCCCUCUGGGCUGUCUCCCCGUGGUCUGGCCCCCUGGUUCCUCUCAAGACCUCCAGGAGCUCCGGGAUCUACCUCAGGGGCUGGCUGUGCUGGUUAAUGUGUUGCCGGGGGAGACGGAGGUACCAGAGGAUGACAAUGAUAAUGAACUAGGAACGUUGUGCUCUAUCUCUGACAAGCGUCUGUCCAUGGAGUCUGGCUACAGCGCCUCGGAGAGACUCACGGACACCAUGGAGAUGAAGGAGCAGGUGGGGUCAGAAUCAGAGAGCCAAUCAGAGAUCCCCUCUGAACACUUGCCCCUCCUUCAGCCGCAGACGGACGGCAAGCUGGCCAAUCGGGACUCUGGCAUCGACAGCAUCAGCUCUCCGUCCCACAGCGAGGAGCUGUGUUUCGCCGGCGACGAGGACCGGGUCAUCUACCCAUGUAGUCCCGCCCUCACGCUGCCACGCCUCUCUAGCUCCUCUUCCUCCGGCUAUGCCGAGGGUCCGGGGGGAGAGGGGGCAUCGGCCGAGGGGGGGAGAGAUUCGGAGGGGGACAGUGACUUGGAGGAGGGGAGUGGGGACGAGACAAUUGAACUGAUCAACCCCAUGAUGGAUCUGCUGCCUUUGGCCCUGCCUCAAACAGACAGACAGGACUCUACAGAGCUGUCGGUGCAGCAGCGUGUGUUCAACAUAGCCAAUGAGCUCCUCCACACAGAGAAGGCCUACGUGUCUCGGCUGUACCUCCUGGACCAGGUGUUCUGCUCCUCCCUCCUAGAGGAGGCGCGCUCCCGCUCCUCCUUCCCUCUAGACGUGGUCAUGGGUAUCUUCUCCAACAUCUGCUCUAUAUACUGUUUCCACCAGCAGUUCCUGCUCCCCGCCCUGGAGAAACGCAUGGCGGAGUGGGAUGUGAACCCGCGCAUCGGGGACAUCCUGCAGAAGCUAGCCCCCUUCCUGAAGAUGUACGGAGAGUACGUGAAGAACUUUGACCGGGCCAUGGAGCUGGUCAACACCUGGAUGGAGAGGUCGUCCCAGUUCAAAGCCAUCGUCCACCAAAUCCAGAGAGAGGAGCGCUGUGGUAACCUGACCCUACAGCACCACAUGUUGGAGCCGGUUCAGAGGAUCCCUCGCUACGAGCUGCUGCUGAAAGACUACCUGCACCGUCUCCCUGACGACCAUGAUGACUUUCAACAUGCACAGAAAUCACUAGAGUUGAUCGCCACAGCUGCCGAGCACUCCAACACUGCCAUCAGAAAGAUGGAGCGUAUGCGUAAGCUGCUGAAGGUGUAUGAGUUGCUGGGAGGAGAGGAGGACAUCGUUAACCCUACUAACGAACUCAUCAAGGAGGGACACAUCCUCAAACUGUCGGCUAAGAACGGCACCUCACAGGACAGAUACCUCAUCCUGUUCAAUGAUAGGUUAUUGUACUGCGUCCCUAAACUGAGGCUGAUUGGCCAGAAGUUUGGGGUGAGAGCCAGGAUCAACGUGGAUGGGAUGGAGCUGAAGGAGAGCAGCAGUGUUAACGUUCCCAGGACCUUCUUGGUGUCUGGAAAACAACGAUCACUAGAACUACAGGCCAGGACUGAAGAAGAGAAGAAGGACUGGAUCCAGGCUAUCCAGGCCACCAUUCAGAGACAUGAACAGACGCUAGCCACGUUCCACCAUCUCAACUGCUCUCUCCGAGAUGAGGACUACACUCCUCCCAACUCACCUAAUUGUUCCGAGCUGGGGAAGCGUGCCCCCACUCCGAUCCGUGAGAAGGAGGUGACUCUGUGUAUGAAGUGCCAGGAGCCGUUCAACUCCAUCACCAAGAGACGUCACCACUGCAAGGCCUGUGGACACGUGGUGUGUGGAAAGUGUUCAGAGUUCAGGGCCCGUCUGCUCUACGACAACAACAGGGCUAACAGGGUGUGCAUCGACUGCUACACAACCCUAGUGGGGGUUCCCCCCUCCCCCGCCAGCCUGACCUGCAGCAUAAACAGACGACGGUCAAUACUAGAGAAACAGGCGUCGGUGGCAGCAGAGAACAGUGUGAUGUGUAGCUUCCUCCACCACAUGGAGAAGGGAGCAGGCAGAGGCUGGCAGAAAGCCUGGUUUGUCAUCCCAGAGAAUGAACCACUGGUGCUGUACAUAUACGGAGCUCCUCAGGAUGUGAAAGCCCAGCGCUCUGUACCCCUGAUUGGCUUCGAGGUCUCCCUUCCUGAGUCAUGUGACCGCCUGGAACGCCGCUUUGCCUUCAAAAUCAGCCAAUCCCACCUUACGCUCUACUUCAGUGCCGAUGGGGAGGAGCUACAGCGCCGCUGGAUAGAGGUCCUAUCACGCGCAGGGAGAGGGGAGGAGCUACAGGCUCACGGUUCAAUUACAGAGGCCCUAGAGGAGGAAGGGGAGGAGACUGCAACCUCGGGAGAGAAUACAUGAUUGAUUUUGAGGCGUACAAUCAAUAUUAGAUCUGUUCUCUAAAGACACAAAACUACAAACUGUACAGAACAUGAGCAGCACACACACAGUUUAAAACUUACAUACACACACAGGUACGCACACACAGGUACACACACACACACAGGUACAUACACACACAGGUACACACACACACACAGGUACACACACACACAAACUCACACACACCUCUCUGUAUUUAAUGUCAGUGAUCAGUCAGUUGCAUGAUAAUAUCUACAGGUCUGUUUCUCUCAGUCAGUGUAUUGCUCAUCAACUCGUCACAGUGAACCAGUGUUUUGCAACAACAUCAAAACAAACUGCCAAAAGUCAAAAAAAAGUGUUCCUCCCUUCAGAAGAUAUAUCAGAGGAAUGCAGUAAACAAAGAU